AAACUAAGUGCGAUUGUGAGUUGGACAAAUCCACGUCAUCACCAUCAUGCGGCGACUGGAGCUGACGGCGUUGGCUCUUCUGUUGGUGACCUCGUGUCUGCUGGUCAGCGCCAACGAAGACGACGAUGACCUGCUGGACGACAAUGCCAGCGAAGACUUUGACGAGGACGAUGAAAAUCUGCUGAGACAAAUCGAAGCCCAGCACGUGCAACGCCAGUUCGACAAGGAAGAUCAAAUGGCCCGGGAACUGGCGGCCAAGAUCGCUGCGGAACAUUACAACUUCCCGGAAGACGUUCAGACCCUGCCGCGACUGGCCGAUCCAUGCAAGGGCGUUCGCUGUGGCGCGGGACGCAUCUGCCAGGCCGAGGGCAAUGAUGCCAAGUGUAUCUGCAUUCCCGAGUGUCCGGAGGAACCGGAUUCCAGAAGGAAGGUUUGCACCAAUUUCAACGAAACAUGGGACUCGGCUUGCGAGGUCCACAGGCAGCGGUGUCUGUGCAACACGGACGAUCCACGUUGCCGCGGGGAUGAAGUCAAGCACGUUCACAUUGACUACUACGGCCAGUGCCGGGAUAUGCCGGACUGCUCCGAGAACGAUCUGGCCGACUUCCCGCGUCGCAUGCGCGACUGGCUGUUCAACGUGAUGCGUGACUUGGCCGUGCGCAAUGAACUGCCGGAAGCGUACAUGGAGCUGGAACAGGAAGCCGAAACCAAUCUGACCAAGCGGUGGACGAAUGCCGCCAUCUGGAAGUGGUGCGAUUUGGAUGGACAUCCGAACGAUAAUUCCGUAUCGCGACAUGAGCUGUUCCCGAUCCGGGCACCACUGAUGACGCUGGAGCAUUGCAUUGCUCCGUUCCUGGAAGCAUGCGACCCGAACGGAGACCACAGGAUCACUCUGCAAGAGUGGGGCAAUUGCUUGGAGCUGGAAGAGGAUGACCUCACUGCUCGGUGUGCCACAAUCAACAAGGAGGACGAGUUCGAAAAGAUUGAACUCGAAAUGGCGGAUUCCAACUGAAAGCAGUGGAUAGUUUAGUAGGAUACGGUUAGGCUUACUAUCAACGAUUUUAACGUACUUCUAUGUGCCAUUUUAGUUACGCUCAAUCUAGAUAUCUAGCACAAACGAUGAUUCCGAAUACACUCUUAACCUACUUUGUAAGUAUCUAUUCAACUCAGUUCUCGAAGUGCGCGUGUCCUGUCUAGCGUUAAUUGAGUAGAAUCAUUAGCUGUAGAUAAGCUGAAUGUAUAAUUGGAAAAUUUCUUUAAGAUUUAUCACAACUUCUGUGCUGUAGCAGUUAACAAAUAAA
Molecule: messenger RNA, 1301 nt
Organism: Ochlerotatus camptorhynchus
Lineage: Eukaryota; Metazoa; Arthropoda; Insecta; Diptera; Culicidae
Gene: SPARC
Product: secreted protein, acidic, cysteine-rich
Exons: 3
Coding region: 47-1012 (321 amino acids)
Biological process (GO): anatomical structure development
Molecular function (GO): extracellular matrix binding; collagen binding; protein binding
Source: RefSeq, a predicted model, not a curated record